CUUCAACCUCUAUAAAUCCUAAAAAUUUUACUGAGUCGAUUUCUCCAACUUCAAACAACAAACAUGAAUUAGUAUUGAAAUCCCUUUUGAAAUUGUUUGCUGAUAAACGAGCUCAGAUAACAUAUUUCUCUAUGAACAACGUGCCUACUUUAUUGCUUAACGAUAAUUAUUUUGAGAAUUUAAGAACAAUAAAUUUUGGUACGGUAUUGAUGGAUACGGGUAUACGACCAUUAUUCGAAGGUAUUCGAUACAUGAAUUUGGAAUGGGAUGCUUUGUCGUUGGAUGGAUUUUUAUAUGCUCUUGGGAAUGUUUGCAAGAAUUUGGAUUCCUUGUCAACAAAUUUUGCGCAUGACCCAGUAUCUUCAUCUCUAUUUUUAAACAAACAACAAGCCACCGAUCUAGCAAUAUUUAUUUGUUCUCAAACUUCUCUAUCCUCAUUCAUUCUCCAAAAUUAUCAAUAUUUCACCAAUUAUUUUUUGGAAUCCUUAAACACCCAGAUUAACUCCUUAAAACGACUCGAAUUUUAUGCCGUAGACUUUGAAGGUUGUACUUUUGAAGUGGUGGCAAGUUGUAAACAAUUAGAAUAUUUAAGUAUUGUGGAAUGUAUGAAUAUUACCUUCGAUAUAAUUGAUACUUCAUCUAUGCCUUCGGUACGGAACGGUGGUGUAAGUGAGCCGACAAUUUUAUUAAAAUUAAGAGAUGAUCCAUCAAUGGAGUACCAUACUACUUUAAAAACCUCAACGGUUUUAUUAAAACCGUCAUCAUCACAAAAUAAAUAUAUGUUUUCAAAAUUUGAUCGGAAAAUACCUGCUUCAACAAGACAUCAUAUAGUAUUACAUUCUAGUAAUCCGAAUUUCACGACUUCUCUUCCUAUAGAACUUCUUAAAUGGGCUCAAUCAAAAAAUCACCCCGUUCCAUG
Ambispora leptoticha is the source of this 919-nucleotide messenger RNA. The record is from the annotation of a GenBank genome assembly. Lineage: Eukaryota; Fungi; Glomeromycota; Glomeromycetes; Archaeosporales; Ambisporaceae.